AUGAAUCAACCGAAACCAUCUAAGCGACUGGAUCUUCAAGGUAUCCGAGCAUGCGCUAUUAUAGUGGUACUUGGAUUUCAUUUCUUCCCGAAAUACUGUCCAAAUGGAUAUCUUGGAGUUGAUCAAUUCUUCGUCCUAUCCGGAUUUCUAAUGUGUAUGUUAUUGAAACGAGCUGAAAACCAAGCCGCCUGCUCAUUGGUCACAAUAUUCUAUUCAAAACGUUUCAAAAGAAUUUUACCGUUAUACCUUCUUGUCAUACUCGUUUCUAUGAUUUUCCUCUAUAAUUAUUUCCCUGAAACUGCAAUCGAAAGUAACCAGUCAUCUGCUGAACAUGCACUUCUUUUCGUUUCAAAUCGACCGAAAACUGAUCAAGAAGAUUAUUUUUUGAUGCUCAACACUGGAAUUGAUAUCUUCACGCAUACAUGGUCUUUGUCUGUGGAAAUUCAGUUCUACUUUCUGGUUCCAUUCAUUUUUCUUCUUGCCUCAAGGUUGCCAAGAAAGAUCCAAUAUGGGUACUAUAUCUUAAUGGGUUUAUUGUCAAUUCUUUUCUCUUACACAUCUUCUGAAAUAGUUUCAUUCAAUAGUGUUUUCGCGAGAAUUUGGCAGUUUUUGAUAGGAAUGCUCGUUUAUCUUCUCGGUGUUCCAAUCACCCAAGACUCCGGAAAAGCAGAGUAUCAAGUGUUGAAAGUAGAGGAAGGAGAGAAAGAUAUUGAAGACUUGAAGUUACUUCUUGAAGAUGCCGAUGAUGAGUUGGAAGACGACGAACUGGAAUUCGGAAUUGUCAUUUCGAAUGAAAGUGCUGGAGUUUGUAUGAGAUUUUCGGAAAUGUUUUCAUAUCUUCUUCUUUGUUUUCUAUUGGUGAUUACUGCAUUUCCCUUUGCUAUACCAGCUGAUGUUGUCAGACCAGCCGUCACCAUCGGCACCGGAUUACUCAUGCUGACAUCGGAAGACAAUUGGAUAUUGUCAAACAAACUAUUGACCUACAUUGGAGAUAUUUCUUUUUCGCUCUACUUGAUUCAUUGGCCAAUCUAUGCAUAUUGGAAGUUGACUUGUGAAGGAAAUGAGUACUUGCUUAUCACCGCUCUUUUAACAUCAGUUGCACUUGCCAUAAUCACAUUCGAAACAUUUGAAAAGUGUUAUCUGAAACUGUCCUCUACAAGUGUUGGAAUCUUAGUUGUCGUUCUGGUUUUUGUGAACAUAGUUACAAUUCAUAAGGAUGACAUAUAUGAUCACAUUCGUACCAUUGGAAGGAACUACAGUAACCUGGAUGAUGUCACGGAGAACAUGACAGUUGACGACGCAAUCUAUCUCAAUCACCGAUGGAGUGUGAACGAUCUGAAAAACCUUUAUGAUCCAUCUUGUGAGUAUGAGAGCAUAAAAACUCCCUAUGGUUGGUGCAGGCAUACAGGACUAUCAAGACGAGGGAAAUACAGAAUUAUGACAUUUGGUAACAGUUGGACUGCAAAUCACGCAAAACUAUUUUAUCAAGAGUGUGGUUAUAAAGCAAAGAGUAUACUGCAAGGAGCUGCUUACGCGUGUGAGCCGUUGUAUCUUCCCUCAACUAAAGAUAAAUGUCUGGGAAACUUCACAACUUUUGUGACACGGAUAACUGAGGAGAAACCGGAUAUCGCGUUUCAUUUUACAAGACACAUUUCAAUUGGGAAUGGAUUCCCGAAAAAUGUGACAACAUUUGAUAAAGAUCCGAUAUAUCAAAUGAUGAAGACACAGAUGCUGAAGUUUAUUGCAAAUAUCAAAUACAAAUUAUAUUUAGUUCACGCGAUACCGAGUGUAUUGCCCAAUCAGUUAGGGAAAGUAGCGGAGAGGUUGAAGAAUGGAACGAGUCGAGUGGAGCUUGAGAAAAUGAUUCUCCGUCCGCAUGGCUAUGAAAUGGCCAGAAGACGUUAUGAGCAAUUGAUGAAAGACUGCAAUGGAAAGUGUGAGAUGAUUGAUUAUCUACCGGAAUUCUAUAACAAUUCUACCAAAACAUUCCGAUAUUUUGAUGACAAAGGCUUCCUUUACUGGACUGCGGAUCAACAUUUCUCACCUCACGGAAUCGAAAAAAUUAGGCAUAUUUGGACUGAUAUUUGUACUAAAUUGUAG
This is a messenger RNA of Caenorhabditis remanei, 2100 nucleotides long. RefSeq lists its product as uncharacterized. Bases 1 to 2100 code for a protein of 699 amino acids. The record is from RefSeq and is a predicted model, not a curated record. The transcript has 10 exons. Gene Ontology annotation, biological process: polysaccharide biosynthetic process. Lineage: Eukaryota; Metazoa; Nematoda; Chromadorea; Rhabditida; Rhabditidae. Gene Ontology annotation, molecular function: acyltransferase activity, transferring groups other than amino-acyl groups. Gene Ontology annotation, cellular component: membrane.